Messenger RNA from Polyodon spathula (Mississippi paddlefish), 1182 nucleotides. RefSeq names its product homeobox protein Hox-D9-like. Gene Ontology annotation, cellular component: nucleus. Gene Ontology annotation, biological process: proximal/distal pattern formation; DNA-templated transcription; embryonic skeletal system morphogenesis. Lineage: Eukaryota; Metazoa; Chordata; Actinopteri; Acipenseriformes; Polyodontidae. The transcript is spliced from 3 exons. The coding region runs from base 262 to 1065 and encodes 267 amino acids. The record is from RefSeq and is a predicted model, not a curated record. Gene Ontology annotation, molecular function: DNA-binding transcription factor activity, RNA polymerase II-specific; RNA polymerase II cis-regulatory region sequence-specific DNA binding.
CAACAAAGCUUAAACGCACACAGUGAAUGGAUAACUCCAUACGUGUAACGUUUUAUUUAUUUUAGAACUGCACUCUUCAUGAACCUUAAAUAAAAUGUCGAAAUUAAGAAUACCACAAUCUGCGGAUUGAUUUGGUAAAUAUGAUCACGUGAUCUUGGCAACCAAUCGCUGAAGAUGCAGCCUGCAAAAAUACUAUGAUUGUUCAGAGGGAAGGUAUCUAUAACAGUGUAACCUUUUAUAUGACUGCGAAGGGCUCCAAAAAUGUCGACCAGUGGCACACUUAGUAAUUAUUAUGUUGAUGCUAUCAUAGGGCACGAAGUAGAGGACGUUUAUGGAGCGAGGUUCGCACAAGGAGCACACAGCACGACCUCAAGGCCAUCAGGUGUGGGAGAUAGUCCGGAUUUUUCCUCUUGUAGCUUUGCACCCAAAUCGGCGGUGUUUUCUUCGUCUUGGUCCCCCGUCCACCCUCAGUCUAGUGCCGCAGUGUCGGGGAUCUAUCAUCCUUACAUGCACCAGUCACAUCUUGCCGCAGCAGAAAGUAGAUAUGUACGUUCCUGGAUAGAGCCACUCUCCACUUCGGUUUCUUUUUCCGGCUUCCACCCGAACAGUCGGCAUUACGGGAUCAAGCCAGAAACUUUGCCAUCAUCCAAGAGGACAGAGUGCUCUUCUUUUGAGGCACAGGCUCCAAGCAUCCCCGACUUCACGAGCGCUUCUUUUUCAGAAAGUAAGGACAAACCAGCUAAAGCGAAAGAACCUUUUAGCAACGACAUUUCCAGAAACAGCGAGCUCAAAGAGGAAACUCAACAGCAACUUGACCCAAGCAAUCCUGCUGCAAACUGGAUCCACGCUCGCUCGACAAGGAAGAAACGCUGCCCUUAUACCAAAUACCAGACCCUGGAACUGGAAAAAGAAUUUCUUUUUAACAUGUAUCUCACGAGAGAUCGGCGUUACGAGGUUGCUAGAAUUUUAAAUUUAACCGAAAGACAAGUAAAAAUCUGGUUUCAGAACAGAAGAAUGAAAAUGAAAAAAAUGAACAGAGAGAAAGGCAACAAGGAUCUUAACUGAUGCAAGAAUAGACUUGCUAGAAAAUAAAUCUCCUGGUAGAAGAAGAGGCAGACAGACAUACACCCGAUUCCAAACUCUGGAACUCGAGAAGGAAUUUCUAUUUAACCCCUAUCUGAC